This is a messenger RNA of Astyanax mexicanus (Mexican tetra), 2293 nucleotides long. It is a transcript of the gene hrob, whose product is annotated as homologous recombination factor with OB-fold. Lineage: Eukaryota; Metazoa; Chordata; Actinopteri; Characiformes; Acestrorhamphidae. Gene Ontology annotation, biological process: recombinational repair. The transcript is spliced from 11 exons. The record is from RefSeq and is a predicted model, not a curated record. Bases 294 to 2099 code for a protein of 601 amino acids.
CAGCCUUGAACUUCUCUGAAUGCAAUACCUCGAGACGCCCACCAGGGGCAGCAGCGCGGAUCAGACUGAGUUUGGUGAGCUCUGCGUCACUGUGUGUUUGAACGUGGCGGCGCUGAGUAGAGGGGCAGCUCUGUGUGUGUGUGUGUAUAGGUAUAUGAGUGUUGUGGUUAGUUAGAGCUGGAUUAUUAUUGUUCAGUUUUAGAGAUGUAGCUGUUUAUCUCUCUCUCAGAGUUCAGUAGUUACUCUCUUUCUGUAAUCAGCGGUUCUGAGGGAUCUGAACAGGAGAAGGCAGGAUGAAGGCUGCGGCGUGCAGUGAGAAGUGGAGCGGCCUGUUCAGCGCUGGAGGAGACUCUGAUGAUGAGGACUUACUAGAAGCUGAUUGGACGCUUGCAUCUAAACCUUCUUCUGCUCCUGGAAUUUCUGCAGCCCCGCCUUCUGCUCCUUUGCAAGAACCAUCUAGUUCCAUUACUGACAGAACACAGCAGCAGCAGGGCUCCACUAUUCUAUCAGCCAGCUUCCAGAACAACAGUUCAGGGCCAGGCUCAUUAGCACCACCUUGUGGUCUCCCAGAGCCCGGAACUAUUAAAGGUCUCAGAAGCUUGCCCAAUCCCAGCUCCUCCUCUCUCUCUACACCUGCUCCCUGUAUACCUACUGCUUCUCUGAGAGUAUCCAGUGCUGUCGCUUCUCUGCAGCCUUUUUCUGACCAGCCGAAGCCUUCAUCUGCACUCAGCAGUGCUGUCCAGGCCGAUGACUUUGAUGACUGGGAUGUGGAUCUGGAGGAACUGGAUGAGAGUCUGUUGCAGAAAGUCUCUGGGCCCCAGGCUGCUCCAGCCUCAGAUGCAGACAGGGUCUGUCCCGUUAAAAGACUGAGAUCUUCAGCUGUUGUUGAAGAUACCCCUGUUGUAUCUUCUCUCAGAGGGUUCUGCAGCACUACUCCAGCAUCUGGACCCCAACAGUCUGUUGCCAGGACCCCGUGUUCCUCCAUAUUAUCUCCAAGAGUUCCUCUUCAGAGUCCGUACCAACCCUUUGUGAGGAACUCUUCUUCAGCCUGCCGUUUCUCCAGUCCGAGAGGCGGGAGAGCAGCACCUGACUGCCAGAGAGCUGCAGUUACUCCAAAAGCUCCACAGCGCCACCCUGAGUCCCUGUUCCAAGCUAUAUCUCCCGCUCCAACACAGACGCGUACGCCCCGCCCCCUCCACACACCCGUCCUGACCAAUCACCUGGUCCAGCUGGUGUCUGCAGCCAGUAAGACCCCUCAGAGGCCGCGGAGCAGUACAGCUCGGCCCAAAACACGCCGCUUUCCAGGACCGGCAGGAGCUUUGCCACAACAGAUUAGUCGGCAGAAUCUAGAUGACAUUGUUGUAUCAGUGCCACAGACGCCAGCACACGGAGCUGUGGCUCGCCUGCGAAAUGAGGUCUCGAACUCUCAAAGCAGUGAGGAAGAAGAGUUCAGUGGGGGUCCAUGGGCAGCAAUGAAGGCUGAGAUGGGGUUGGAUGAGAGGAACCCUUCCUGUUUCCUGCAUUCGUACAGUAUAGUUAUGGUGCUGAGGAAAGCUGCUCUGAGACAGCUGACUAAGAAUAAGGUUCCUAACAUGGCUGUGGUGUUGAAGAGCAUCUUACACACGCAUGCAGAUGCCAAGGCAGUGUUCAGGGACCCCACAGGUGAGAUACAGGGUACUCUUCACCGUCGUUUGCUGGAGGACAGACAGGGAGAGUUGAAGACUGGAGCUGUGCUGCUGCUCAAACAAGUCGGUGUGUUCUCACCUUCCCAUCGGAACCACUACCUGAACGUUACCCCCAACAACUUGCUCAAAAUCUACCCCCCUGAUGGAUCCCCACUCGGCUUUUCUCAGCAUUCACAGCCUCUGCUGGCUGCAGCUGGAGUACCACAGUGUGAUUCCUCCAGGCCUCCAGGGGGCCCUGUGUCUCAGAUGGAGCUGCACUUUGAUGAUGAUGAUGCAGAGCCAGAAAAGGAAGCUAACUCGGCUGCAGCUCCUCUUAGUGCUGUGGUUCAGCCUUCAGGUCCCCAGACCUCAGAGGAUGCCCUGUGGGGUGCAGAUGAUCUUGAUGAGCUUCUUGGAGAGUUACCUUUUGAGUGAUGCUGCAUCAAGCACUAACCAUGAAAAUACGAUGUCAUUACCAUGAAACUACACUGUAAAGGGCUGUGUCCAAUAGCCUUUCAAAGUCUUUGUCUUUGCGUUUUGUUCAGUUUGUAAAAGUGCCUUUGUAAUAUAUGUAAAUAAUCAUAGAACAAAAUCAUCUGGAAAAGAUGAAUAAAUUCUUUUGAAUGAAA